Molecule: messenger RNA, 2774 nt
Organism: Odontomachus brunneus
Lineage: Eukaryota; Metazoa; Arthropoda; Insecta; Hymenoptera; Formicidae
Product: mitochondrial import receptor subunit TOM40 homolog 1-like
Exons: 4
Coding region: 1025-2002 (325 amino acids)
Biological process (GO): protein import into mitochondrial matrix
Cellular component (GO): mitochondrial outer membrane translocase complex; mitochondrial outer membrane
Molecular function (GO): transmembrane protein transporter activity
Source: RefSeq, a predicted model, not a curated record
UUUUUCGGGUAUUUUUUUAAACGACAAUUGCAAAGCUGUAAAUUAAUGUUCACAGUUUUGUAGUUAAUCCAUUAGUUUAAUUAGUGUUUGAUGAAAGUCAUUCGUAUGGCACACAGAAAUGCCUGCCGCACGACAAGAAGCGACGCGGUAUCCAAUAAACUUCCAGCACUUAUGGAAAAACGGUACGUUGAUUGGCUACCGCGUCGCUUCUUGCAGCAAGCGUUUUUGUGUUCUUUGUGCAAGAGCCAUAAGCCCAUAUUCAUAAUAGGUGCAUCCAGUAAAAUAAUGCUCAUUGAGCGCUCAGUAAAUGGUGUAGUGCUAGGGUUUGAUUCUUGAUGGUAUGCGGAUGAGAUAAGCAUGCGAAAAUGUAUAGUUCACGUUACGUAUACUAUAGAUGUUCGCAUGUGUAUCUCAUUCGUACACCGUCAAGAAUCGGGCCCCUGGGUGCAUUCAAUGCAAUCUUAGUGAUUAUUGUUUGUGAUUGGAGCAUUCUUUUAGAUUCUUCAUAGACUUAAGAGUAUUUACCAAAUAAGAGCGAUAAUUUUUGAGACGUAAGAAAAAUAAUUGACUGAAGUUAGUUGCUUACGGCUUAAAGCGAGGUUGUAGAUAGCCCCUAAUUUUAUGCAAAAUAAUGAGUUCUAAAGCCAGCGGCAUACGAUCUUGUUUCCCGCUGGUACCGCCAGCUUAAGCAAGCACCGCUGGCUUAACGACUUAUCUAGUUCUGAUCUUGGAGUCUCCUCUCUCCAAUGUAUAUGGUCAAUGGACUUUGUUCCAAGAUCUUGAAUAAUACAUGACAAUAUAUGAUAUAUCUAGUUCUGAAGUCUCCGCUACGAGCCGCCACCGUACACAUCGGCCAAUUAAGCGAAACUUUUAUCCCAAUAAAUGGAUUAAGAUUUUCAAAGGAUUAAAUUAUUUAAAUACGGAAUGAAGGGAGACGCAUAUCGAAUAUGCAUAUAUGCGGUCGGUUGCAAUAUGUUAAGAUAUAUCAGUCAUUUAGUUAUUGGCAUUCAAUAUUCUCGUCAUUAUGGGCAUCGUCCAAACACUAUUCAACAAACCGGACGAGCUUUUCAUAACCUCCGCCAACUUAGAAUCUUCAUCGUGCGUGCCUUGUUACGAAGAAGUGGACAGGAAACCAGGGAAUCCUGGUAGCUUUGAAGAUUUGCACGCAAAAACAAAGCAGUUGUAUCCACAAAACUUCGAAGGAGCCUAUUUACUGUUGAAAAAAUCUCUGAGUCAACAUUUCAAUGUCACUUACAAGAUGACCCUUAGCUCUGUAACACCACAUGGUCUCAAAUUUGGUGUAAAUUAUGUCGGUACUAAACAUGUGGGUUUAUCAGAAAGAUAUCCAGUUAUCUCAGGCGAAAUUACACCGGAUGGAAAUAUGAGUGCUAACUUCAUGCACACACUUGGAUGCAGAUACAGAUUCAAACUAUCAACACAGAUUAGCAAUGGGAAGUAUAAGGCCCUCAGUACUGGUCUGGAUUACCGUUCCGACGAUUGCACAGUAGCGCUGACCUUAGCAAAUCCCGACCUUCUUCAACGGCACGGUACGAUGGUGUUGCAUUAUCUGCAAGCCAUCACACCGAGGAUAACUCUUGGUACGGAGAUCGCGUACCUAUGCGGUUCUCAAAUAGCCGAGGGUCGACAGACGAUGAUGUGCGCCGCAUUUCGACACAGCACCGGUCCCACCACGUUGUCCGCCACAUUCGGCGAGGCGGGCGUCCACGUCUGCUAUCAUCGGCAGGCGAGCAAGCAGCUGAAACUCGGAGUCGAGAUAGAGACCAACACACGAAUUCACGAGUCGAUCGGCACGAUAGUGUAUCAAAUUGAUGUCCCAUAUGCGGACUUUGUUUUCCGCGGAUUUGUCAAUUCAGAGACUACUAUGGGAGCGGUGUUCGAAAAGAAGUUGUAUCCCAUUCCGAAGGCCUUAUUAGUUAUAAGUGGCUUUUUAAAUCACAAGAAGCAACAGUUUCGUGUUGGUAUCGGCAUGAAUAUUGGCUAGCAAAGCUCCUCGAAUAAUAAAAGAUAUUGUAUACUUUGAAUUUUAAGCAUUUUUAGAAAUAGUUACGCUCUGCACAGAAAUUUUGAUGGAUAUUUUUGUGCUUAUGUUGAUCAAGCAAAAUAUCUUCAUUGUAUAAUUGCGCGGGGAUAUUCCGACACAUAUUUUAUCUGUAACUUUGAGUUUCUUGUUGUGGUAGUUUUUUAAGCCAAAACAGGAAAUCUUAGGUAAUCUCGGGUGUUUGUUUAAAAUUCUCAUAAGACACGUCGAAAUGAAAAGAAUGUCGAUAAGAAGUGACAUUUGCAGUAGAUCCGUAAAAUACUUGGGGAAACCUUUCUUUCAUUUUAAUAAUAAGUAGUCGUAACGCAACAUGACACAUCUGGCUUAUUUUUUAACUAUGCGUCUUUUGCUGAAAAUCCAAUGUCGGAUUUUAGACGAGGGGAGAAAGGCAGACGGAAGUAUGAGAAGUCUCUCGAUGAUCGGUUUUUUUGGCUUUUUUUUAUUUUAGGUAUUCACAAACGUUACAACUGUCGGCUAAGCGUACAAGACUCGCAAUCCACAAGAUACACACAUUAUGUUACCACAUUAUAUAAGGACAUUAUCGCUCACCCGCGGGGCCCGACAGCCCCUGAGAUGCCGAUCAACGUCUAAUUACAGACGUCUCCUCCUCCCUCCUGCCCGCGAUUCUUCGUAAGCCGACACCCGUUUGCAGUUUAUCACGUGUCUAUGCGUGUGUGUAAGUGUAAGUGUAUAUAUAUAUAUAAUUGUAUAUAUU